This is a messenger RNA of Nicrophorus vespilloides, 1076 nucleotides long. It is a transcript of the gene stas, whose product is annotated as transmembrane protein 41B. NCBI's taxonomy places the organism in Eukaryota, Metazoa, Arthropoda, Insecta, Coleoptera, Silphidae. The record is from RefSeq and is a predicted model, not a curated record. The transcript is spliced from 4 exons. The coding region runs from base 280 to 1056 and encodes 258 amino acids. Gene Ontology annotation, cellular component: endoplasmic reticulum membrane.
UGACGAUGUUGCAUUUUCCUAUCCUCAUAAAUUAUCAUCUGAUCGUUUUCGUCCCAUGAGGAAUGCCCAAAUCGUUUUAAAAACAAUCGCCAUCCAGAUAAGCGCAAGCCGUUAUCUAAUUUCCCGUCAUUUUAUUAGAUAGCAGCUCGCUAAGGUCUUCCGAUUUGCAAAAGAAAUAUGGCAUCCGUGUAAGAUGAAUUGUUUUUGAUUAAAGAGCACACGACUGCUGGCAACAACAUUAAAAAUUGGAAAAUCAUCAGAGAAACAGUGAAAAUCGAGAUGGCUGGAAGACGUCAAAUUGAAGAUGUAUUUGAGAACAAGUUCAGUACAAGACAUUCCCUUAUUUACCUGGGAGCUAUCUUCUGCACAUCGCUGUGCAUUCUUUUUGCAAUUUACAGUAGUUUUCCUAAAUUAACAGAAGAUGAGAAGACACACAUCAAAAUUCCUUGGAACUUGGAUGAUGCAAAGAUGUUGGGGACAGUUUUGAAUAAGUACAAAGAAGACCAUUUUUAUCAAGUAUUUUCCGGCGUUUGCAUCACCUACAUAUUCCUACAGACGUUUGCAAUUCCAGGUUCGUUAUUUCUAUCAGUAUUAUCGGGAUUCUUGUUCCCGUUCUUCAUAGCUUUGGUGCUGGUUUGCACGUGUUCGGCGUUGGGAGCUAGCCUUUGUUUCAUGAUAUCCCAAUUCGUUGGCAGAAAGCUGAUCCAAAAAUACUUUCCAGAGAAGGCUAACGCCUGGGCAGUGACAGUGAAUAAACACAAAGACAAUCUGCUGAACUAUGUGAUAUUCCUGCGAGUCACGCCAUUCUUGCCAAAUUGGUUCAUCAAUUUAACAGCGCCUGUGAUAGGUGUACCACUCGUGCCAUUCGCAUUGGGCACCUUCAUCGGAGUGGCUCCGCCGUCGUUUAUAGCCCUCCAAGCCGGACAAACUCUGCACAACAUGUCCGCUUCAGAUAGCGCCAUGAGUUGGACCUCUAUCAGCUUAUUGAUGCUUUUCGGCGUUCUUUCUCUGAUUCCAAUCUUGUUCAAAGACAAACUGAAAAAGAAAUUCGAUUAGCGCGUAAGCGAAAUUGUUGU